Molecule: messenger RNA, 2847 nt
Organism: Spodoptera litura
Lineage: Eukaryota; Metazoa; Arthropoda; Insecta; Lepidoptera; Noctuidae
Gene: ced-6
Product: PTB domain-containing adapter protein ced-6
Source: RefSeq, a predicted model, not a curated record
GGGGUCGCUGCGACAACGCGCUUGCACCUUUCUUCAUUUUAAUCUCAGUACGCCAACAAAAAUCUCAUUGAAAAACAAAUAAAUAUUAUUGACAUACUAAUUAUACAAUAUAAACACGUCGAACAGUGAGUUUCGCGUUAAAUUUUUAUUAUUUAAAGUCGUUAAAACUGGUUGGAGCUAUAGGAAGUCCGUUACAGUUACUUAUAUAAAAGUUUUCUUUUGCUACAAAACGGUAUACGCAGUUUUGUUUGUGAGUUUUAUAACUAAAUAGUUUUUAUUGUUGUUUUUGGUGUGAUAUCGAGACGUUUUGUCUGUGAAAUCAACGACUACUGAUUCAGGAUGUCUACCCUGCUGUUCUGGCAGGGCAAGGGCAAGGCGAAUGGAGCUCCGAAUGGCAGGAACUGGAUACACGCACCUGAUGCUCUCGUCAAGGGCCACGUCGCGUAUCUUGUUAAGUUCCUCGGCUGUACGCAAGUCGACCAGCCCAAGGGUAUCGAGGUGGUGAAGGAUGCUAUCAAGAAACUCCAGUUCACACAGCAGCUGAAGAAGUCGGAGGCGAAAGAUGGUGCUAAGUGCAAGAAGGUCGAGAUCACCAUCUCGGUUGAUGGUGUUGCCAUUCAGGAGCCGCGUUCGAACAACAUCAUGUACCAAUUCCCUCUACAUCGGAUAUCUUACUGCGCCGACGACAAAGGGGCGAAGAAAUACUUCUCAUUUAUUGCGAAAGGGGGCAGCACAGUCAAUGGAAUGAACGGGCAUGAUGGCGCCGUGGAAAAACAUGAGUGUUUCGUAUUUAUUUCAACGAAAUUAGCUUCAGAAAUCACGUUAACCAUCGGCCAGGCGUUUGAUUUGGCCUACAGACGGUUCUUGAACGACAACGGCAAAUACAUCGAGAUGCAGAAGAUGCAGCUGCAGAACAAGAAACUCGAGUUACAAAUGAACGCGUACAAAAGUCGUUUACAGGAGUUAUCAAAGAUAACGUACAAAGAUGACCUGUCGUCAUACUUGGCUCGCAACAAGUUGUCAGACAUCACGGAGUUCAAGCCGCCCCCAGAGCUGGAGAAGCAGAUCAGCUCGCUUACCAUGGCCAAUGGAUUCGCCAACAGCAACGGCAAUAGUAAUAGUAACACUGAGACAGCAGGCACGGACGCGUUGUCGAACAACUCGACGGACACGUUCAACUCAAACAGCGACAACAACCUGUUGCUGUCCACGCCGCCGCCACAACAUAAUGGAAAACACAGCUUUGGCACUGGCAAACUCCUGGGUGAUUUGUCGACCAACAAGAACCCUUCUGUGGGCACCAAGCUUGAAGGUCUGCUACUCAAUUCAGAUUCAGACAGUGACUUCGACCCGCGCGCGUUCGAGUCGGAACCAGUGUCCCGUUUCACGGCGCCAUCGCAUGAGAACACACUCACAUCAACUCCUCCGCUUUUGGCCCCCCCACCAAAAGCCUCAAGGCGUCACACGCCUCAGCAGCAACAACAACAGCCACAACAGCAACAGCAACCAACGCCAGCAAUCAACGGCAGCGACCUCUUCGGAUCCACGCCUUUCUCGAUCCCAAACCAGCAACCAGCGCCUCUAGCUCAACCCUUCGCAGCUUCAAACAAACCGAACUACGAUAUCGCAGAUUUUAACCUACAAACGUCAGUUUUCAACACAACUUCGUUCACGAACGGACUCAGCGGCUUCGAUCCUUUUGAUACGCAGAAAUCUGCGAAUAUUUUUGGCAAUGGAUUCAAUUCUACUUUCAAUGGCUUUGGGAACCUUAGCGAGAAAGCUACAGUUGAAUUGGACAGCAAUUUUAACGGAUUCCUAGAUAAAACUAUAUCAGAAAUGAAGGACGGAUUCAGCCGAGGGAUCUCCUUUGGAAACGAUGAUUUUUCAAUAGACAACCUCGAUCCCCUGAAGAAAAAUUAAAAUACAACGUUUUUCGUAAAUUUAAUAAUCGAUUAGUUAAAAAUUUAGGUAAAUGAAAACUAUUGUUUUAGCUCAUACAGCCUAAUAUAGACAAAAUGCAAUGAAAUUAUUGAUUUUUUGAAAAUAUUAUCUGUAUUUCAGGAAUUAUUAUUAUAUUAUUAAAAUGUAAUUUUAAGUGCUGAAUGAACUGAAAUGACGUUUUUUGUACACAUGUGUUGCCAUGUUAUUGGUUACAAAACAUAUUUGAUGCAUUCGUGAUAAUAGAGAUUAGAUAAUAUGUAAAAGUUCUGUCGUCAUUCAUUUUCCUAUCUAAAAACUUUAAUAAAAUUCUAACCAGUAAUAUGACAAAACAUCUUAACUCGAAUUGAAAAAAAAAACUGAAAUUUAUUCCGUGAAAACUUUUUUUUAGAUUUUACGCGCGAAAUCGCUCAAUGUCAUUCAAAACGUGCCUUUUUAUAAAAAUAUACAAUUUAUUGAUUUAUAUUAUUCAUAAUGAAAAUUAUAAACAUUUCUCCGGUAAAUUUUUUAGGACUAAAAAUGUAUUUUGGUAGAGAUUAAAUGACUAAAUAAAUAAAAUAUUAAUGAAUAAGUAGGACCAAAUUUUAUACAAAGCGAUUAUUGAGAUUUGAAGAUUGCCUCAUUAUAUUCUGUGAUAAUUUCUUUUCAAGUUGAGGUACUUCAAAUUAUUUUACAAGAAUAAUGUCCAAAAAGCGAAUGAAUCGAAAAUUAUUAGAAUUUCUAACAGGGUGUGUAAAUAACUAACAUACGAUUAAAUUAAUAUUAAGUUGAAACUGGUAUCUUUAUUUACGAUUGCUUACAAAAAAACUGUCGUAUCUAAAGAGGGAUAAAAAAUAAUAAUAGUUUUUUCUGCACAAAAAUCCGAAUGUAAAAUAUUACUCAACCACAGUAAUAAUUUUUCACUAAAAA